GGGCGGAUCAGUUGCCCUAGCCGCAAAAUUUGAAUUGCUCGUUCGCUGGUUGGUGGUGUUGGAGCGUCGAAACCGAUCACCAGCACGAUGAGCACAGCCGCGCAUCAACAGCGGCAUCAACAGCAGCACCAACAGCAGCACCAACAGCAGCACCAACAGCAGGAUGACGGGGCACCCAAGUUCCGGGCGCUGAGGCUGUGGGAAGGGCUGGAGGAGCGCGUACAUGCAUGCGAGACAAAGGAUAUGCGGUUUGGUCGGCGCUUCUACAAAAACUGCAUCCGCGGCAGCGACCUCGUCACCGCCGUGUUGGAGUACCUGCACGAGCAGCCGGAGGAGCGAUUCCAGCAAGCGCAGCGACCCAACGUCGAGAAGCUCUGCGGGAAGCUGUUGGACGACGGCGUGUUGGCAGUCAUCAAGGAUUCAUCCUCGUCGUCGGCAAACGGCAGCGCUCAACAACAGCAGCAGCAGCAGCGAAGCAGCCCGUUUGGGUCCGGGCGUACGAUCAAGGACUCGGACAAAACCAUCUAUCGCAUCGUGCAAAAGCAGCAGGCACAGAAGACAAAGCAUAGAGACGACGACGAUGCUGAUGGUGGUGGUGACGACAGCCAUCACCACGACAAGCAGCAACAACAACACGAUGAAAAUGACGCUGGUGGUGCAAACAAAGCAAAGCGGCACAAAGCUGAGGACUCACCGCCAAAGCUGACGUCCAAGACGAAGCUGCUCGGCAUGUCGCUACCGACCUCGUUUGGCUUCAGCAAACCUUCCCUGGGAUUCUCUUUUGGCCUGGGCGACCGCAAGGCCAAGGACAGGAAGAGGACUGGCACGCUGCCGACAAACAAGAGAAAGGAGAAGGCGAGGCGACGAAAGCGCAUGGCUGCAGCAGCGGCUGCGGCGGCAACAGGAGGUACACCUGCUUCUUCUGCGACCAAUAUUGGGUCUUACUCCAAGCAACCUUUUACCGCAAGCACCAGUGCAGUUUUCACCGGCAACAACAAUUUCGUUGCACCGCCCGCACGUGAGUUCCCAAAAGGAAUGUUUGAAGGGAAGCAGGAUCCAGUGCGCGAGCCCAUGCGAAACAACUUUAUGGGACCCGCAGUGGCUGUGCCGACCGCACGAGGCUCCACACGCCGUCGACAUGUCAUGCUGUGGAAGCAAGUGGAGGAGUACACGCUCAAGUGGGUGGCGCUGCAGUCGUACGCUGCCAUGAGCGGCCGGUCUGUGAAAGCGCUCUUGUCCGAUCCAAGCUUCGCCGAGGGGCUGCGCACAGCCGCGGCAAGCAAACCCAAAGCGCACAAACCCAUUCUUCGAAGUGACCACGCGGCGCUGUACGGCGAGGCGUUCAGCUGGCAUUCCCCCGGCUGCCCUGGCUGGCUCAAGGUUGUCACGGGGCAUCUGAACACAUACUAUCAGAAUGGUGGCGCCUUUCCUUCCGUCACUGUGUUCACUGCCAAGUUUGAGAAAAUUGUGUUCAACACAGAACAGGAGUGCAGCGAUGCCAUUCGCAAGUUCCUUGUGCGCAUGCCACAGCCACUCCUGGUGCCAUCGCUCAUGUACUUGGUGGUGGACGCCGGUGUGUCGGCGGAACGCAACCCAAGCAUAACCCCCGCGCUAUUCGGUGCCCUGGAUGCCCUCCUGCCUCGCGCCCACGCAGAAGUGCUGCGGGUGUUGUGCGACCACUGGGCGGAGUUGAGCAAGCACCGCUCCUCAAAGUUCACUCCCGCUCGCAUCGCCAAGACCAUGGCCACCCCACUGGCACACACCAUCCCCAAAGGUCGCAGCGAUGCCGUUGUCGCCUGCAUUCGAGCGCUGAUUGAGGAUCCCAACCUGCUCAAGGUCGAUGAUGCCGUGACGAAAGAAGCACGACAAGUGUCUUCCAAGUUGCACCUGCCCAUGGGAUGGGAAGACAUGUGGCCGGAGGUGUCUGUGCUGGGCGAACGCUGCGAUUCACGAACACAUGACCUGCUCGUGCAGCUACUCCUGCUUGAUCCAACGGAGCGCAGCCACCGUGACAAGGGCGGCGCUCUCCAUGCGAGGCAUGGGCAUGAACAUCAACAGGAGGACGAUGACGAAUACGGUGGCGAUGCCCACACACAUCCUGAUGACAUGCAUGACCCCGCUGGCACGAACAAGCACCACCAACGCGUUCCGUACCUGAAACCUCCCCGCUCAUCUGAAGCUGAUGGCUCUGAUGCUGAGCUGCAUUGCAAGCACGCGAACCGCACCCGCUCCCGCAGCACGUCGACAGGGUCGCGUGCAGCUGUUGGCGUGCGAAGACUCACAAGCGCUGACGCAGCAUCGCCCGUUGUGCCUGGCAUGGUCGUUGACGGCGACGCUGGUCAGGCACAUGGUGUGGAGCAGCAGAGCCAGCAGCAAUGUGAUCAGUCGACCAUCGAAUGUGGCCACCGUAACCACGGACUCGAAGACAAGCUCAACGGCAGCGGCUCAGCGGAGAUGGAGACCCCUGUCAAGCGCAGCGCCAUGCAGGCAACCACAGCAGCCACAACAGCCACAACAGCGGCCACAAAGAGGCAGGCGCCUCGGCGUCGCCACACGCACAGCACCAGCACCAGCACCAGCACCUCAGGCGCGAGCACCGGCGCAGGCCCAAGGCCAGCGGUAACAGCAGCCAGCAGUCAAGCACGCAGUCGGGGCCAACAACGCGCGCUGCUCAAGAAGCUGUCGUCAUCCACUUCGUCCACCACCAGCGUUGUUUGAAUUGUGCGCGGCAUUCCCCCCACCCCAAAGAACAAAACUUGUUGUUCCUUUUUUUUUUUCUUGGUUCUCAGAGAACCUGAUUUCAGUUUCAUCCUUGCAACCCGUUAUUUGUGUGGAAGAUUUGGCGAAUUGUCCUCUUGCCACACGUGCUUCCUGAGAAAAAUUAUCCUUGUGCGA
This is a messenger RNA of Salpingoeca rosetta, 2895 nucleotides long. RefSeq lists its product as uncharacterized. Gene Ontology annotation, biological process: signal transduction. The coding region runs from base 88 to 2718 and encodes 876 amino acids. Lineage: Eukaryota; Choanoflagellata; Craspedida; Salpingoecidae. The transcript is spliced from 11 exons. The record is from RefSeq and is a predicted model, not a curated record.